CGACGAGUCUCGCCGGGUAGCUGCAGAGUGCGAAGAGGCAUAACGCAGUCAGAGCAACAUACAGGAAAUCUGAAACACGAAACAAAAUAUUGUGGAAGACAUGUGGAAGACCUGUUCAUUCUUCCAUUUGGAAUUCAGACAAUAGGACAAUUCAGAAAAUAUGGAAUAAACAAAAUACAAAACAUAAUACAAAAUGAAGUCAACUGUGUGACUAGUGAGACAUCUUUGAAAAGAAAAAAUACAUGAACGGCCAGAAUGGAGUUAUCCAAGAAGGAGCGGACCGAAAAGGAGUUGUCAGAAAAAUAUAUAGCUCAGGUUAAGGAAAGUCUAACGAAGCUUGAGAAUUGGGUUAAAGAGGGCAAAGAUCGAAAUGAUGCUAAAGUCAAAGACAUGGAAGAGAAGAUCCGCAUUGCUUUGGAUGUCCCAAGUGAAAGCUGGAUGAAAACUGGUCAGACUUUGAAGGAUGUCAUAGAAAACUUGCAUAAACAUCUGGACAUUGUACAGAAAAUACCAUCCUCACCUGAGAUGAUUUCAGAUAAAGAUGUUCUAAAGAAUGCUUCGGGAAGUCUGGCUUUGGAAGGCGUUUACAAAACGGGUAAUCCUGUAGACUUACUGAUGAAAAGAGAGCAGCUAAUUGAGAUUCCAGAUUCAUUUUCUCUUAGCAGCCCAAAGCAAUGUACCAGAUAUGAGCAAAAGGAAUUUUCAUCCCACAAAUCAGAAAGAGAUUUUCACAAGGUCAUGGAGAAAGUAGGCUAUAGCUUUAGUUCUGAAUUUAGCUUUGGGUUCAAAGGCUUUAGCUUUGGCUCUGGAGUGCAAAAAAAUCAAUUCAGCGAUUCAGAGCAAACAAGUUCAAAUUCACAAGAAGAAUCCUACAUUCUACACACAAAAUACAACUAUAUCCCACUUGCAUCUGGAUUUUUUGAGAAGGAUGGACUCAAACUUUCUACUGGGGCAGUUAAUGCUCUUAAAGAAAUUGAGAAGGUAAUUUUGUAUUCCAAUGACUGCAAACAAACCAGCAAAGUUGGAGGUUUUUUUGAGAGAUACGGGUCCCAUGUGAACCAGGGCCCUCUACACUUUGGUGGUGUUUUCUGGUGGAGAGCUUCUGCAUCAGGCUUCAGAAGAACUGAUUUGUCAGAGGUAAAAAAGUUGACUUCAGAAUCUCUGGAUGCUUACUGUGGUGCUGGAUUUGGAUUUGGUUCACUGUCCGUCUCAGGCAAAGUAGCAACAUCUUCCACACAGCUGAAGGGAUCUUUCACAGGGAAAUACAGAGAGGACUUGAUGAGUCAAGUGCAGCUCUCAGUCAGUAAAACCGGUGGUCCUGCUGAGAUUGAUGACUACUUGCAAUGGAAAACCCAUCUUGCCAUUAAAAACAGAACAUGGAGUCUUAUUGACAAAGGAACAAACCUGAUUCCUGUCUGGGAAAUAGUGCUGGCUUCUCACAGAGAUGAUUUUGAAGAUGUGUCCAAUUUAAGCAGAAUUUUGAUGGAAGCAUACACAGACAUUACCAAAGAAAAUGUCGAAGAGGUGCGGGGAGAGAACAUUAUUUCACAAGAGAAAAAAGCAGAAACACUGAUUCAGUCAGUAAAGGGAUGGAUUGUCACUGACUGCGAAAUACACUUGACAAAGCUGUUGAACUUCAAAAACAGUCUCUUUGAGGAAACAGGAACUCACAAAAUCUGGUUUCGGAAAUGUCUAUCAAAUGAGAUUCUUCAAAAUUAUUUGCUUGAAGUGGCUACAACAAACAACAAAUCCAAAGCUGUAAACUUAAGAAUUUUAACACGCUCCCUGUUGGAACCGCAUCUUUAUAAUACAGUGGAGAACUUCCCAAACAGAAAGACUGUUGUGAAUUGGGCUUACCAAACAGAAGGCGACUCCCAUGACCAAGUUUCUGUUUCUGAAUACUCAGACCUAAGCAGGAUCUUGCAGUCUGUCAAAAAAGAACUUGAGGAAAGCAAUCAUGCCUUCAGGUCUGCUGAACAGGAACACAGUGCAAAUAUAAAAGCUACCAAAACUGUAGCUCUCUCACUUAAAUCAUUUUGUAAGUCCUUGGGAGAAAAUGAUCAAAAGGAAGCUGAACUGUUGGUACUAUCCAUAAUCACAGUUUUAGGGUACAACAGAGAAAAUAAGACUUUUAAUCAUGCUCUGUGCAUGAAUGAAAUCAUAUUCUUGCAGUUUGAACUGCAAAAAGCAUUUAACACGUUCCCCUCUCUAAAAGAGCAGUGUUCCAUUAGGGUACAGGCCUUCCUGUUGCAGACAGCUUUGACUGUUUCGACCAAUGCAUACAUCAUUAUUUCACCUAAAGAAAAGAAAGAAAGAUUGCAAUUCAUACAAAGACAGCUAAAGAACAAGCUUUCAAGUAACAUUGAAUCAGUGAUUGAGAAAAGCCGAGAUGAUUGGGAAUCCCUGGAGAGUGCAUUACAUUCCAUAAUAAUGGGUACACAGAUGAGUGAUGGAAGUAUGACAGUGGAGGAGUCAGUCAGUCAGCUGGAAAGUAUUCUAAUGAAGCCAGUGGCAAUUCUAUCUGAGGUUCAGACAACAGAUGAGCAAAAUACAUCAGUGCUUCACAAAAGUGAAAACACAAGCAACUUCAUAGGUCUGCUUCUGAAGUUAGGUCUACAAGACUCCUACCCCAAAAAGAUGACAAAGACUAAUGUUCUUGUUACAGACAGAUUAUCGUUGAGUGUAAAAGACCCCAAAACAGAAAAAGACUUGAGCUCCCUGUAUCUCUACAAACUCAUGACAUUGGACUACAGAGCCAGGUAUCUGUUUGUAAAACCUGAAGCAACUAUCUUGAAUUUCGAAGAGGAUUGUGCAAAUCCUGAGAAUGAUGAUGACUUCUUUGAUGUUGGUGAUAAAUCAGAAAUGGUGCUGAACAGCGGACAGGCACACAUUCAUCCGAUGGAUGUCCACAUGGCCAUUUUCCACUGUUCCAAUGACUUCUUGCGACAGUACAUUUUUACAAAGCUCUCUGCAUGUCAGUUUAGCCUGCCCUUCUUAGUACCCAACCCCUGUACAGGUGAAGUGGAAUUCCCCCUCUGGGCACUCCGACAUAUCAGAAAAUCCUGGCAUAGCAAAAUACAAGGUGUGUCUGACACCUGCGGAAAGUACCAUAACAGACAGAUGUUCAAUACACCAGUGCCAAUUGUGUCCUUUAUCAGAUUGGGAGUUUCUGAUUCCAAUUCCAAGUCACAGAUAUUAAAUUGUGUCAUCAGCAAACAGAGGCAUGAUGUGUUCUUCCACCGUCAUUGCAAAGGUAGCACUCCAGACAGCAUGCUCAUGCGUGGAGUUGUGGAGAUUGCAUGGUACUGUCCUGGAGGGAAGGAAGAUGAUACAUUUGACGAUUGUGUGGCCUUUCUAAACCUUCAUGGUGAUGCUGCAGAACAUCCAAAACAACUUGAAUUUCUUCAAGCAGUAAGUACAGUCAAUGUGCUUCUACUUUCAGAGCAUGCUUUGAGCAAAACUGCUAAAGAGGUCUGCCAGAAACUAUCCAAGUCCUCCGUCCCCUUGAUAUGCUUGUUCUCAGGCGCAGACAGACUUCAGCAGUCAAAUAACCCUACAAAGGUGAAACUAGCUGCAAAGAGUAGAAAUCAAGCUGAAUUAACAGAGGAACUGAUUUCAAGUAUCGAACACUGCCUCACUGGAAAUGAGCAGACUGUGUCAAUUGAAGAGUGCUGUGAAGAGGCAAGGAAGCAAAAGUUCAUAAUCGAUGAGGAUAAACAAUCAUGUAAAGAUGGGUAUGCACAGGCCCAAACAUUAAUGUGCCUUCUGAAGGAUGUAAAUUUGUCCAAACUCAAGGAAAUGAUUUUACCACUACAGGGUAAAUUGUGGCAUGAUUGGUGCAAAAAAGACAAAGAGCAAUAUCGAUUACAAUCCAAAGAAAAUGAAGGCAUCGAAGAACAGCUGAGUAAAAUCUCAGCUGAGAGGACCAAUAUCCGGAAGGGACAACUCCAUGCAGCCACUCCUCUCAAUGACUUCAUGAGAUCAUUCCUGGAAUGCUUAACUACACCUUGUCAGUUUGAAGACACCCAUCUGUACACGUUGCAGUGGCUCAGAGUCCUCUUGGAUGAUCUUACCACUGACAAGCUUGGAUGGCUUGAAGAGGAUUAUCAUUCAACUUGGAGAAAAAUGACAAGUGUACCCAAAGAUAAAGGAAAAACAUCAGCUGUGUCUCUGCAAGUCAAACUGGACAGAAUAACUGAUGAAAUGGCUGCUGCGACAGUUGGAUUGCAGCAUAUUAUGAGAGAAGUUGGUCAACUCUAUGAGGCCGUUCAAACAUGCAUACAAGAUGGGAAAAACAUUGAACAAUAUGUCACACUUCCAAAAAUAGGAGUGACAAUGCUACGUUCUGGGUAUCCACUUGAAAUAAUGGAUGGGGAUGCUGCCCAUGUGCCUUUAACAUGGAUUAAGGCAGUCCUGGAUGAGCUCAUCAAAAGCCUUGGAGACAAAAAGGUGUUUGUGCUGUCCAUUCUAGGAAUUCAAAGCUCUGGGAAAUCCACACUGCUGAAUACCAUGUUUGGUCUUCAGUUUGCUGUGAGUGCUGGAAGGUGUACCCGUGGAGCCUUCAUGCAGCUUGUGGAAGUGGACUCUAGUAUUAGAAAUGACCUUGGAUAUGACUUUGUCCUGAUUGUAGACACUGAGGGACUCCGAUCACCAGAGUUCAGUGCAAAAACAUCACUGAACCAUGACAACGAGCUUGCCACUUUUAUCAUUGGACUUGGUGAUACAACAGUGAUCAAUAUCAUGGGGGAGAACCCUUCUGAGAUGCAUGACAUUCUUCAGAUUUGUGUCCAGGCCUUCUUGAGAAUGAAACAGGUUAAAAUCACGCCUAGUUGCAUUUUUGUGCACCAGAAUGUGGCAGAAUCAUCAGCUGGAGAUAAAAACGUUGAGGGAAGGAGACGUCUCUUGGAGAAACUGGAUGACAUGGCUCAAAUGGCAGCAAAAGAGGAAAAUAUUGAUGAUAUCAGUGGCUUCAGUGAUGUAAUACACUUUAACAUUGAAACACAGGUAUUCUACUUCAAAGGUCUUCUGGAAGGGGAUCCUCCCAUGGCCCCACCUAAUCCUUCCUAUAGUCAGAAUGUUCAAGAUCUGAAGAUCAAACUCCUAAGAGCUGCAUCAAUGCAGAGGAAAUGUACCUUUUCUUCGCUGUCAGAAUUCAAAUGUAGGGUUUCUGACCUUUGGACUGCACUCCUGAAGGAAAACUUUGUGUUCAGCUUCAAAAACACAGUUGAGAUGAUGGUGUACAGUUCUUUGGAAAAUAAAUAUGGAGAUUGGUCAUGGAACCUGAGAAAAUAUUCUUUGAACCUUCAGGCUGAGCUGGAGAAUCAAAUUGGCAGCAACCUAAUUCAGAAUGUGGUUGCAGCCGAUCUUAUGGAAACGUAUGACAAAGUCUAUGAUCCUCUGAAGACUGAGAUUGAGAAGUAUUUCACAGAAGAUAAAAACAAAGACACCCUCAUAAAGUGGAAGGCAAAUAUUGACAAACGUUUUGAAAGUCUGAAGGAUGAGCUUAUCAAUGCGACCAUAAAGAAAUGUAAGGAAUUACUUACUUCAAAGCAAAACAGGUCAGAACUGGACGAGAGGAAAACCCAGUACACAGAUGAACUGACUCAGCAGAGUAAAAGACUGGCAUCUAAACUUAAAGACAUGCAGCUGAAAGAUGAGCAAGUGAUGCAGAAGUUUGAUGAACUCUGGAUUACCUGGACAAGUGAGGUGUUGAAUUCACAGCCCAGUCAGAAUCCACUGAAUGUGAGAGCUAUAGUGGAAUCAGUCCUCUUAAAACGGUUUAUUAAACAACCAGGCAUCCAAGACAAAAUUAAAAGAGGCUUAUUUCAGUUUGACCCAAAAAAGCACAUUCAACAAAGUGCUUGGAAAAGGUUUGAGAGCUUGGUGUUUGGCAGUCCUUUCAGCCGUUCCGUUGAAGUUUUCAAAAGCAAUGUUGCAAGUGCAACUGAUGAAUACAUCACAGCCAAGGAAAAUAAUAAGGAUUUUGAUGAAAACUUCAUCUAUGAAAUCUUGUCAAAUAUUGAGACUAAAGUCCUUGCAUUUGAGGGAAGACCGGAAAAUCCUAAAUUUACCAAUGAAUUCAAGGUGGAUCUCUCUGUCCAUCUGUGCCUCACAAAUGUUCCAAGAUUUCAGAGGAUGCAUGUAGAAUUUAGGACUGCAAACCAUCCACUAUCAUAUUUAGAAAGUCAGAGAGACAAAUAUCUCCAGUCUUUCAAAAAUUACUGCAAAGGAGCCAGCUCUGUAAAGAUAUUUGUGGAUUUUCUGUGUAAACACAUCUCACCAGAGGUUUUGAAGGCAGCAAAUGAGAAACUCUGUCAACAGAUAGCAGAUGACAUGAAAUUCAACAACUCUGCUCUCAAUGGCAACCGAUCAAAUCUUGAGAAUCAUAUACUACAGCAUCUGGCAACUCAAGAGAACUUCAAAAUGUAUGAAGAAUAUUUAGAUUUCCCAAAGAAAUACUUCGACAGAUUUAUCCAGGAAAAAGUAGAUGAAUAUAGAUGUGAUAGCAGAAACUUAGAUGCCAUCCACCAGGAACACCUUCAGGCCAUGAAAAAUCAAAUAUUAGCAGCAAGUACAGCUGUAACUAUAGAAGUGGAUGAGAAGGCAGGCAAUGCACACAUGUGGCUUGACUCGUUCUGCAGACAUAUUGGGCAUCUGAUUACAAUAAAGAGAGAUGAAUUGCAUUGCAUUGAAAAUGAAGACAUUGGUGACUGGCAAUUCUUCAAAGACAUGAUGGCCAUAUCCUUAGAAGAGAUGAUCAAAGGUGAGAAAUUGGAUGCGGAGGCAGUGAGAGAGAAACCUACCAAAAAUCUUCUCCAGCAUUUCGAGGGAUGUUGGGCACAGUGUCCUUUCUGCCAAGCUGUCUGCACAAACACCAUCCCUGACCAUGAUGGAAAACACAGUGUUAAGUUUCAUCGCUGUGAGGCUCUGACUGGGUGCUUUUAUGAUAACACAGACAAUUUUUCUGUAGAUUUUUGCACCACAUCAGUUAACAGUGAUAAAAGCUUCUUUGCCCAUACAAAGAAUAAGUGGAUCCACUUCAAGACCUACGCAGAUGCUGGAGAUCCAUAUGAUAAAUGGAGCAUUACUGCAGAUGGCACUGGGCAGCGCUACUGGAAAUGGUUCAUUUGUACGUUUCAGACAGAAUGGGAGAACAGGUAUGGAUUUAAAUUCAGAGGCCGUGGAAGUAUCCCAAAUGAAUGGAAAACUAUAACAAAACAAUCUGCUUUGGAAGAGCUGAAAUAAUUUCAGAUGUACACAGUACUGUAGAGGUGUUCAAUUUCUAGUGCUAUGGCCAAUCAACAUCCAUAACAAACCAAAUCUUACUAAUAAAGCAACCUUUAUGGGUAAAAAGCAUCACCAACAGAACAGCCUUCAAGAGAGUUGCACUGGGGUUAUCAACCAGGUACCUCCCUUUGUUAAUGUUUCAUUGAAAUAGACCCACAAUAUCUUCAGAGGGCUCAACAGUGUUGUCUGGAAAAUAUUGACAUCUUCUUCAGUCCAAUACUGUGGCCAUUUAUGAUCCAAUCAUCAAUAUAACCAGAUACACCACAAGCCCUUGAUACAGCCACUGACAAAUACCAAUAAGUUCUUCAGUCAAUUUUCUUCAUUGCUAUGGCCAUUUAUCAUUCGAUCAGCUAUAUGUCCAAACAAAUGCAAACCCUUGAUGAAGACACCAACACGUAUCCAGUUCUUUGAACAUUCCUUGUCAUUAUUGUGGCCAUAUAUGAUCUGAUCAACAACAUAACGAGACAAAACAUGAAGCCCUAGAUGUGGGCACCCACAAACUCCAACAAAUAUGAAAUUCUUCAGUCAAUCCUCUUUGUUACUGUGGCCGUUUGAUCCAAUCAACAACUUAACCAAACAAAACACAAUCCUUUGAUUUGGCACCAGCAACUACCACUCCGGAAACAGUGGUCAUCUCAGAAUCAAUUCAGGAUACAGCAUGACCCCAAGAAGUCUGUGAACGCCUCAGCCAAAGCUGUUGGCUUGCCUUUUCAGCAUCCUGCAAUAACUGUUUUACAACCCCUCUCAGUGACCAACCAAAAUGUAACAGAAGUGUUGUGGCUGACUUUGCUACAAAGCCUCGGUAAUCUAUCUGAAUUAGUUGCGUGUGCUCUCAAGCCAUGCCGCCGUAGUUCGGCUACUAGUUCUGCAUACUUUAACUUCCUCCCUUCAAAGACUCCCUCCAUCACGUCAUCAAAGGGAACAGUUAAGUGAAUAUGGCAAAUAAUGUGCUCUCUCUCCAAAUACAACACUAUAUCUGGUCUUGAAGUUGUCACAAUAUACAGUGGAAUCUGCAGUUGCUUUCCAACAUCAACCAGGAGUUUCCAGUUCUAGUUUCCUAUCUACCUGCCUGCACUCACUCACCUGCACUCCAACAUCUUACUGAUCUCCACCUCUGCAGUCAGUCAAGGUCCCUGCGGUCCUCCAACAAGAAUCAGCUUUCCCCACAGUCUACCACUCCAUAUACAGUAUGCACUGCCACCUCCCUAGGUGUGUUAAAAAAACUCCUAAAAACACACCUGUUCUCUGAGGCCUUUACUGUGAGUCAGGCUAGUGGAGUUGGAAGAACAUCAUUAGUGGCUCCUAUAUUUAGGGAGGAAUACGUUCAACUAGUUAAUCCAUCAUUAUAAAUGACAAAAAAAGUGUCAAAAUUGCUCUUCAUUAAAUGCUUGAAUAUAUGCAUGAAUAUAUGUACUCAAUAAUGCAUGAAAACAACAUGCUAUCAUGAUCAGUAAAACGUCAUCUAUUUUUUAACUUGAGUGGAACUGUCUGUUGAGUUGUUGCGCAUAAAAAAUAAAAAAAAAUCCUGUACUAAUGCAUGCCUUCAUUUUUACCAUAGUGUCUAUCCACUCAUUACCUGAAUUGUUUCUUUUUAAUGAUUCUCUAUAACUUCUACCGAAAGACUUAGGGAUGGACCACAAAAAAGAUCCCAAGCUUUGCCAGAUUGUGUGUAAGGUGUCUGACUGCAUGGAUCAUUGCUCUGUGGGCUGAAGGUCACAUGCAACGACCUAUUUAGAAUUACAAUCUCUGUGUAAAUGCCUAGCUGCUAUGCUUGAAACAUAAUUCUGCCCUCUAUUUGUACAUAGUUUGGUUUCCUGAAUGAUGAUUCCCAUAGAGGCAUUUGAAAAGAGCAUUUUAUGUGAUAAAGAACUUUGUGGUUGUUUUUCCAUGACAUCUGAAAAAUAUAUCGAUAUUUUUCAACUUUAUUUUGGAGAACAUUUGUAUGUCUUCACUGAUUAGAUAGCCUUUACCUACUGAUUAUAUCCUCCAAAUGUACAUCAACCAAACUGCUUUGUUUAUCCACAUAACGUUGUUAAACCAUAAUGACUCUUCACUUUUCAAAUAUUGCUGCACAUCAUUUAUUCACUACAUUGAUCAAUGGA
Messenger RNA from Sardina pilchardus (European sardine), 9389 nucleotides. RefSeq names its product interferon-induced very large GTPase 1-like. The record is from RefSeq and is a predicted model, not a curated record. Bases 256 to 7245 code for a protein of 2329 amino acids. Gene Ontology annotation, molecular function: GTP binding. Lineage: Eukaryota; Metazoa; Chordata; Actinopteri; Clupeiformes; Clupeidae. The transcript has 2 exons.